Messenger RNA from Musca vetustissima, 1023 nucleotides. RefSeq names its product electron transfer flavoprotein subunit alpha, mitochondrial (gene wal). Gene Ontology annotation, molecular function: electron transfer activity; flavin adenine dinucleotide binding. Bases 22 to 1014 code for a protein of 330 amino acids. Gene Ontology annotation, cellular component: mitochondrion. The transcript has 3 exons. The record is from RefSeq and is a predicted model, not a curated record. NCBI's taxonomy places the organism in Eukaryota, Metazoa, Arthropoda, Insecta, Diptera, Muscidae.
AUACUUUGAUAGAAUCGCAAAAUGUUCGCCAACUCAACUCGCAGCUUUUUGCGUACCAGCAUCUUCCAUCGCUGCAAAAGCACAUUGGUGGUAGCCGAACACAAUAAUGAGGCUUUGAAUCCCAUCACAUUGAACACCAUUGCUGCUGCCAAGAAAAUCGGUGGCGAUGUUACCGUUUUGGUAGCUGGCACAAAAUGUGGCCCCGCCUCUGAAGCUGUUGCCAAAGUUGAGGGUGUUGCCAAGGUUUUGGUUGCUGAAAAUGAUGCCUUCAAGGGUUUCACCGCUGAAUCACUGACACCCUUGGUUUUGGCUGCCCAAAACCAAUUUAAAUUCACCCACAUCUUGGCUGGCGCCACUGCCUUUGGCAAGAAUGUUUUGCCACGCGUUGCUGCUAAAUUGGAUGUCUCCCCCAUCUCUGAAAUUAUUGAUGUCAAGAGUGAAGAUACCUUUGUGCGCACCAUUUAUGCCGGUAACGCUGUGCUCACUUUGCGUUCCAAAGACCCCGUGAAGGUCAUCACUGUACGUGGCACCAAUUUCGCCCCCGCUGCUGCUACUGGCGGUAGUGGUGCCGUUGAACCUGCACCUGCUGGCGACUACGCUCAAAGCCUUACCGAAUUCGUUAGCCAAGAAUUGACCAAGUCUGAUCGUCCAGAAUUGACCAGUGCUAAGGUUAUCAUUUCCGGAGGUCGUGGUUUGAAAUCAGGUGAUAACUUCAAAUUGUUGUACGAUCUUGCUGACAAAUUCGGCGCUGCUGUUGGUGCUUCUCGUGCCGCUGUCGAUGCUGGUUAUGUGCCCAAUGACUUGCAAAUCGGUCAAACUGGUAAAAUUGUUGCCCCCGAUCUAUACGUUGCCGUUGGCAUCUCCGGCGCCAUUCAACAUUUGGCUGGCAUGAAGGAUUCCAAAACCAUUGUUGCCAUCAACAAGGACCCCGAGGCUCCCAUUUUCCAAGUUGCCGAUAUUGGUUUGGUAGCUGAUUUGUUCAAGGCUGUUCCAGAAUUGACUGGCAAAUUGUAAGAAAAGAAU